UUUGCAGCGAGUUGGUUUUGCGACAUUGCAUUGGAAGUGUGUGAAGGGGCCUAACGUUCCAUUUGAACUGCAGUUCUACACCCAGUCAACGGUAGAAACGGAUGAUGGCGAUGGUGACUAACCGACUUGGGUGUUUGCCAGUUCUUGUUUUGCUUCUGACUUUGAGCAGUUUGGUCACGUCAAGAUUUCUUCGGACCAAAAGACAAAUUAAUCACAACGAGACAUUGAUAAACACCACCGAAACACACAGUACACCCACCGUAGCUCGAGCAGAGAAUGCAACAAGCACCACUGUGGAAACUUCGAAGGCUUCGAGUACAUUACAGACAGAAACUGUAAUGCCUGAUUUAAAUAUCUCCGCAACUACAGAUAAGCACCAUGCUCCAGAUUUCAACCACACCCAACAAACCUACACUGCAGAAACCGAGAACCUGACAGUCCACCGGUCAACAAAUAACAAGAGUGCUUUUCACACCCAACCUUCCACAAUCAAUAGUACUGGACACAUUUCACAUGCAGGAAGUUCUGCGCCCACAUUUCCUGCGUCGCUGGACCCCGGUAAGGUAACAAAGCAGCACACGACAGCAGCAGUGACGACAGGAUUGUCCACAGAUAGCUCUACCAUCAUUAAGAAAUCAACCACAGCAACGACCCACUCAUGUCCAACUGCCUCUUCCCAAGGGGGUGGACUUGUGAGUCGUUGCCUCAUCGCCAUUGCCUCGAUGGCUGCGUUGACCACCAUCUUUAUCAUUAGUACCAUCUGCCUGGCUACCAAACUCUCUGUAUACAGAUACAAACAUAAGGCGCAUCUUCUUCAGGAAACUGAGAUGGUCUGCAUUUCUGCCCUGAUGAACGAUACCGAUCACCCGGUUCCGAAGCCAAGACAUCCCAAAAGUAACGGAGCGUUGAUCCCCAAUGCUGAGGAUGGAGAUCCUGACGGAGAUAAUCUCACUCUAAACAGCUUUCUUCCUGAUACCGAGGGCCCUCUUUAGAAGUUUAGACCUGGAUGCACUGAGAAACAGCGUGCAACAUGGGAUUUUUUUUUUUUUGCUCUCAAACAUUAAAUGACCCAAACCCAGCUGUAGAAUGGGUUGCACUGUCAGUACAAUCCUCAGUUUAUCUGAGGUACAGGUUUAUCAGUUUUCUGACUCAAUGAAAUUCUUUGCAAUUGCUUUUAAAACAACCAUUUUAUGAUUUGCUGUACGAUAAUCCACAUCUUUUAUUUAAUCAGUGGAGCAUUUAAUUGUUUUUGUAAGUGUAAAAAGGUUUGAAUGUUUUAUUUAAUUUCUUUGAAACAUUGUACCGUGUUCUCUGAGGAGCUCAGGAAUUAGUAGGGCUUGGCAGAAUGUAUGCUGAAUAUAGUCUGUGGUUCAGCUAGCGCUGUAUAAUUUACUAAAACGGAGUGAUGUUGGAGAUUGUCACAGUCUGAAUAUAACAUG
Molecule: messenger RNA, 1439 nt
Organism: Carassius auratus (goldfish)
Lineage: Eukaryota; Metazoa; Chordata; Actinopteri; Cypriniformes; Cyprinidae
Product: P-selectin glycoprotein ligand 1-like
Exons: 2
Coding region: 102-992 (296 amino acids)
Biological process (GO): leukocyte tethering or rolling
Cellular component (GO): plasma membrane
Source: RefSeq, a predicted model, not a curated record